AUGAUCCCCUUACGAGCUAUCUCCCGAACGCGUCUCGCAUCCUCCUUUUUAUCCCGCGCCCUAUCACAGCGAUUAUCACUCGCCUCUCGAUCAUUCACCUCACCCAGCAAUCCCCGACUGUCCCCUCCAGCUGCUCAAUUAGCGGAAUCUGACUCACCAUCGUACUACCAUCAUGCGCCUCAAGACUCCUCUCCUCAACCUCUCGAACCUCAUAUAAGAAUAGAAAACUCCCCUUAUCCAGGUCGAACUCAUCCUUUACUUCACUUACCAUCACCUCUACCAACCGAUAUCACCCCUAACCCCAAUUCACCACAUUCAAAUCUAUACCCAUCUACAGGAGUGAUCGACUCGAUAUCGAUGAUAUCAAUCUGUCUUAGAAGACCCGAACAUGUCCCAAGAGCUUAUCAGAUCUUCAAACAGUUAUUGGAAGAUUCCGCUUCCGGUCUUAGGAGAGUACCCGAUGCUGAAGUUUGGGCUAGAGUGGUCGAAGGAGUUGCUGGGCUUGGUAAAGAAGUAGAGGGUUUCGCAUAUGAAAACUGGAGAAAGAGAGCGGAAAGAUUGGUAUCUCAGUGGGAAGGUGCUAAUGGCGCUUUUGCAGCUAAGGAACCGGCUGGUAUGGAAAAAGGAGGAUUGAAAGUCUAUCAAGGAUGGUUUAACGGUAUAAUAUCUGCCCAAUCAUCGCUUGAUCCCCUUGUACCCUAUCUCCACCACCCAUCGUUACCUGUUUCAGCGCUGUUGGAAGGAUUAGAACCCUCAGCUGUACCGCUCGCUUGCGAUGCUUUGAUCGAAGCUGCCAGACGACACAAUAUGACUCAGCUGGAAGAUUCGGUUAGAGAAUUCCAAGGAUUGGAAAAACAGAGGAGAGAAGAGAUAGCCAGGGAGAUCAUUGAUGAAGUUAAGCCGGUCCUGGAGACCUCUGGAAAGAGCAAGAAGUCAGGAGACUUAUCGCACCUCACACCCGAAGCUAGAUUCGCAAUCACCAACCUUCGUUCGACCUUAUCUUCCAUCUCUUCCUCCUCCCUCCCUCUCAACAGACAGCGCAAGCUCGAAGAGGCAUCGUUGCAGGCUGCUCGUGCUGAGCUGGAGGAAUCGUCCAAGCGAUUACAAAAUGCCGGUGAUAAUCCAAUUUUGCAACGGAGUCAGCUGCAAGGCUGGAUGCAUGGAUGGCUUGGAUUGUUAACUGCCGAGCUGGAACAGCGGAUCUCAGCGAUGCAAGCUGAACUUCCACCUAUCGCCGAUGACAAAUACGACGUCACCACGCAGAAAUAUUCUGCAAGUUCGAAGAUGAAGCGGGGUGUACUUUUGAUGUACCUUCAAUUACUACCCGUUGACAAAUUAGCUUUGAUUACGAUUUUGGAGAUCAUGAGAAUGAGUGGUUCCGGUGGUAUAGCAGACGGUAUGAAAGCUCUGAGAGGGAUGUUGGCGGUUGGUAAAGCCGUAGAAACUGAGUUUAGAGCAGAGACGAUCAAAAAUGUCGCUGGUGUGGAUUCACAUCAUUGGUUGAGGACGAUUGAUCCGCAGACGCAGAAACCUAAUAGACAGCUGGUUGGAUCGGUAUGGAGGAGAAUAGGAGAACAGAUAAAAAGUCAGGGCUCAGCCGAAACGAUCGAAUCGUCGUCUAUGAUGAUGCACGAUGACUUGCAUCAAGUUUGGACACCAUCGUGGUCGCAGAUGGCUCAAUUAGGUGUAGGUUCGGAGCUUGUCGAAGCGUUAUUGAAGGUUGCGAAGGUUCAAAGGACGGCUAAGAACCCUAUAACAGGGGAGGAAGUCACCGAGGAACAAGCUGCUUUCACCCACGCCUACGAGUAUAUUCGAGGUAAGAAGCUCGGUGUAAUCAAGCUCAACCCUGUUGUUGCCGCUCGAUUGGCCAGCGACGAUGUAGGUGUGGUAAUCCAUCCUAAGCAUCUGCCCAUGCUUGUCGAGCCAAGGCCAUGGACGUCGCAUACCCACGGAGGGUAUCUGUUACAUUCAGUCCCUAUCAUGCGAUUCAAGGAAUCCGCCGAACAACAGUCAUACCUCCGACAGGCAUCAAGAGAAGGCCAUCUUGAACCAGUAUUCCAUGGUCUAGAUGUCCUCUCAUCCACAGCGUGGGCGAUCAACCGAAAAGUGUUUGACGUGGUCCUGGCCGCUUGGAACAACGGUGAUGCUAUAGCAGACAUCCCCGCGUCAGAGGAGAAAUCGCACUAUGAGAUACCCGAAAAGCCCGAUUCUAGAGAUCAAGAUCCAUUGAAGAGAUCAGUCUACGUGGAGAAGAUGAAACAGGUUAUGGGUCAGCAGAGGAAAGAUCAUGCGGAGAGGUGUAAAUUCAACUACAAUAUCGAAAUCGCUCGAUCGUACCUCAACGAUACGUUCUAUCUCCCUCAUAAUAUGGAUUUCCGUGGUCGAGCGUAUCCUAUCCCACCCCAUCUUAGUCCUGUAGGAGAUGACUUGUGUAGGGGGUUGUUGACUUUCGGUACGAAGAAGCCUUUAGGAGAAGCUGGUUUGAAAUGGUUAUACAUCCACUUGGCGAAUGUUUAUGGGUUCGACAAAGCCAGUUUCGAAGAGCGAAGGAGGUUCGCAGAGGAGAGGCAAGCCGAAAUCUUCGAUUCGGCAGAUAAACCUUUAGAUGGGAACCGAUGGUGGCUCCAAGCUGAAGACCCCUGGCAAUGUCUCGCAACAUGUUUCGAGAUCGCUUCGGCUUUACGUUCUCCCGAUCCAACGUUGUACGAAUCAGCAUUACCCAUCCACCAGGAUGGUACAUGUAACGGAAUGCAGCAUUAUGCUGCGUUAGGUGGAGAUGUGAGAGGUGCCAAAGCAGUAAAUCUGGAGAAUGGAGAUAAGCCUGCGGAUAUCUAUACCGGUGUGGUGGAUAUUGUCAACAAGGUCAUCGAGGAGGAUCAGAAGAAAGGUUUAGACGUGGCUUUGCUGAUCAAAAAGCCUCUCGGAAGAAAAGUCGUCAAACAGACCGUUAUGACCACCGUAUAUGGCGUCACAUUUGUCGGAGCUCGAGAACAAAUCGCAAAGCAGCUGCAUGCUCGAGGUGAUUUCGCCCAAGAGCAUAUCUUCUUGGUUUCUGGGUACAUCGCUAAGACUGUACUCAACUGUAUUGGUGAUCUCUUCUCUGGAGCUAAAGCGAUCAUGGACUGGCUCACGCAAUCCGCCAAAUUGAUCUCAAGAUCAGUCCCUCCCGAUAGAGUACACGAUGCUGCCAACAACCUCACGACGGUAUUACGAAAUGGUAAAGUGAAAUCUAGAGCUACGAAGGAAUUCAUGACUUCGGUAGUAUGGACCACACCACUAGGUUUACCUGUCGUUCAGCCGUACCGAAAAGCACAGAAGAAACAAAUUAUGACUGCUCUACAAACUGUAUACAUCUCCGAUCCUAACGCUCCUUCCGAAGUUUCACCCCAGAAACAGGCUACGGCUUUCCCACCGAAUUUCAUCCAUUCCCUCGAUGCGACCCACAUGUUACUGACUGCGUUGAAAUGUAGACAAAAUAACAUUGCUUUUGCAUCUGUACACGAUUCUUACUGGACCCACGCGUCGACUGUCGAACCUAUGUCGGAUCUGAUUCGAGAUACGUUCAUUCAUCUGCAUUCGCAGGAUCUCGUCGGGGAGCUAAGACAGGAGUUUAUCGAGCGAUACGGCGACCAUCGAAUCCCCGUCAACAGCGCUCGAAGCAUCUCCACCACCGCUGCGAAACGUAAAGAACAAGCUGCCAUUCGUCAAAAACAGAUGUCAGCUGUCUUGGGCGAAUUAGGAGAAGAUACCAAUUCGUCUGCAGACGCCGAAGCAGAGUUUGACGAGAAGACUAUCGACCUAGAGGCUGAUGCGCUAUCUUCAUCUGCGGAGGAGGUAGAAGCGAAGGCGGCCAGUGAAAUGGGAAUAUCAGUUGACAAGCUGGCCAACGAGUUGAGUGGUACUGGUACGAAGGAAAAGCUAGAAUUGAAAACUGAAAAAAUAGGUAAAACAACUUGGGUAAGAUUCGGUGAUGUCUUACCCCCUUGUCCACCUAGAGGUGUAUUUGAUGUGGAUAGAGUUAGAGAAUCUGCUUAUUUCUUCUCAUGA
Messenger RNA from Kwoniella botswanensis, 4047 nucleotides. RefSeq lists its product as uncharacterized. Gene Ontology annotation, molecular function: mitochondrial promoter sequence-specific DNA binding; DNA-directed RNA polymerase activity. Gene Ontology annotation, biological process: mitochondrial transcription. The transcript is spliced from 10 exons. The record is from RefSeq and is a predicted model, not a curated record. The coding region runs from base 1 to 4047 and encodes 1348 amino acids. Lineage: Eukaryota; Fungi; Basidiomycota; Tremellomycetes; Tremellales; Cryptococcaceae. Gene Ontology annotation, cellular component: mitochondrial DNA-directed RNA polymerase complex.